AGAUGUAAAAUUUGUAAUUUCCAGUCCCAUGUGGCCGGCCCUUAUCCUCAUUCCACACAGAAUCUCUCUUACUGGCCAUGGAAACUGGAAGAACAGAAGAGAAGAGAAAAGGAAAAAGGAGAAGAGACAAAGAAAGAAGUUCAUCAUCUCCAAUUUCAGAAAAUGUGGCAAACCCUAAAAAUCCUUCAACCUUCUCCUCAAUUCCAUCAUCUUCCCCAACCAGCUCCUCCAACUCCAACAUACAGACAACAACAACAAUGGCGUUGUCAUAUUUCCCGCAGAGAGCUCACACUUUUCACCACCCCAUCCUUUCUCCUCCUCCCCGCCGCCGAACAAUCCUCACUAGCCGUAGUAGAAUCAACCACCACAUGCACCGACAUAAACAACGACAACAACCUCCCAACAACAAACAAAGCAUUUCUAGACAUAUCAAUCAACAACGAACCAAUCGGUCGUAUAAUCCUAUCACUCAACCCCUCAAUCGCCCCCAUAGGUGUCGCCAGAUUCACCAGCCUAAUCUCAGGCAAAGCAGGAAUCAGCUACAGACGGAAAGAAUUCGUCAAGAUCCUCCCAAACUACCUUCAACACGCAGGCGUCAGAUCCUACGGUGUCGACGCAGAGAUGGGGAAAAUAGUAGGCAAUGAUUUGUCAGCGGAAUGGGAAAGCCUCAACUCAACCGCCUGCGGCGGUACCAAGAAUUUGGCGGGAAGUGUCGGAAUUAUCGUUAGAGACCCGACAAAACCGCCGCCCAAUGUGAAGCUGGUGGCUAAAAAUGGGAAGUUGGUGGUUAAUGAAGAGGAGGUUAAACCGGAUCCAAAUGGGACUGAGUUUGUUAUCACGAUGAAGGAUUCGCCGGAGUUGGAUUCGUCGGUUUUGGUUAUAGGAAGAGUAUUGGAGGGGAUGGAAGUUGUUAAGAAGAUAGGAGAGGUCAAGACUGUUAAUGAGAAUACUACCUCUCCUUAUUUCAGGGUUGCGAAAUUGAUAGGAGAUAAGAGAGCAGUUGUAGCAGAACGAGGGUUCAAUCGACCAUACUCGAAGAUUGUAGUUUCUAACUGUGGCUUACUAGAUUGAAUCAAAAUUUUCCAUAAUUCAUGACCAAAACAUUGUUGUACAAUUGUCUGAACUGAAUUUCAAAUUCAAAUAAUCGAAAUACGGGAACAUGAAUUAUCUUA
Messenger RNA from Impatiens glandulifera, 1172 nucleotides. Its product is annotated as peptidyl-prolyl cis-trans isomerase CYP26-2, chloroplastic. The coding region runs from base 163 to 1071 and encodes 302 amino acids. Gene Ontology annotation, cellular component: chloroplast. Gene Ontology annotation, biological process: protein peptidyl-prolyl isomerization. Lineage: Eukaryota; Viridiplantae; Streptophyta; Magnoliopsida; Ericales; Balsaminaceae. The record is from RefSeq and is a predicted model, not a curated record. The transcript is spliced from 2 exons. Gene Ontology annotation, molecular function: peptidyl-prolyl cis-trans isomerase activity.